AUGGCUUCUUUACCUACUGGUUUCUCACCUGUUGCCUCUCCAUUCAAGCCGGGAACCAAGCCCAAAGUCACUCAUGCUCUGGAAAGCAUCCACCUAGGCAACUGCAAUGCAGUUCCAAAAAUGGACUUUUCCUCACCCUCAUCACCUAAGAUCUUUGCAUCUCCUCCAUCUCAGCAACAGUGGACAAGGAAAUUGAUUGAAAUGACUCGAAAGACUUUCGUAAGGAAGCGCCAGUCAGAGAAUCUUCGGUCCAAGACGCAACAGAAGAACCGCCGCAAGGAUGGACUGUUUCGGAAGGCCUAUCAAUACUGCAUUGAAUGUGAUGCAGAUGUUUAUGUCGUCCUUCGCAUCAGGAGGAAUGGUCAGAUCUAUGUCUUCAACUCCGACUCCACUGGGGAGUGGCCGCCUUCCAAAGAACAAUUAAACAAAUAUUACCUGUUCCAAUCCAGAAGAACCUAA
Molecule: messenger RNA, 459 nt
Organism: Rasamsonia emersonii CBS 393.64
Lineage: Eukaryota; Fungi; Ascomycota; Eurotiomycetes; Eurotiales; Trichocomaceae
Exons: 3
Coding region: 1-459 (152 amino acids)
Molecular function (GO): protein dimerization activity; DNA binding
Source: RefSeq, a predicted model, not a curated record